AUGUCGUCCUACGAGAACACCUCUGGCCAAGACACCACCACCGGUGGUACCACCUUCCCCGGUGACGAGCAAGUUCCCAAGGACUCCACCACCACCACCGACACCUCCAAGAAGGACGAGUCUUCUUCCAAGGACGAGUCCUCAAAGGACCAGAAGCCCGAGGAGACGGAGGCUUCGACCACCACUGCUUAUAGCAAGAAGAAGUACCAGUCUGGUUAA
This is a messenger RNA of Sordaria macrospora k-hell, 219 nucleotides long. The record is from RefSeq and is a predicted model, not a curated record. Lineage: Eukaryota; Fungi; Ascomycota; Sordariomycetes; Sordariales; Sordariaceae.